Messenger RNA from Symbiodinium sp. CCMP2592, 1722 nucleotides. The record is from the annotation of a GenBank genome assembly. Lineage: Eukaryota; Dinophyceae; Suessiales; Symbiodiniaceae.
AUGGAGGCCGAUGAGUAUGGGCGGCCCCCUCUGCCUCCCCCGCCUUUUCCGAUGCCUCCACCUCCGGCUAUAGCCACUAUAGGUUGGGGUCGGGUGGUUCCACCCCCCAUGAAGGUUGCACGACGAGAUGUGGCCAGUGAGCAGCUGGAAGAGGCUAAGGCGCUCUUUGCUGCCAGGCGUCAAGCACUGGCAGCAGACAUGGCACCGGGGACACCGGCGAAGAGCCCACCACUCAAGAGGACUCGUGUGGAUGGCACCGAUGCAGAGGUCCAAGCUGCUGGUGCUGUGCCCAAGUUGCCGGGCUCGGAAGGAAUGGUGAAGCAGCAGGCUGCCUUCCCAAAUGCUUCGCAUGGGGGUGCAGGACGUCCUGCAGUGGCGAGUGAUGAAGCCAAGGCUCCUUCAAAACCGCCAGCGAAAGCCCGGCCAAUAAAGGCCAUGGAACAGCUGCAGCAGAAGAGGGCUGCGGUGAAUCCGCAGGUGGUUCAUGCAGGACAGCAGCCGCAGGGCCAUGGUCCGGAGCCAGUGGUGACCGGAAGGGCUGAAUCGGAAAGUGAAGCUCCUGCUGCUGCUGCCUGCCCAGAACAGCCUGGGAAUCCACCUGCACCUCCGCAACAUGUGCAGCAGAUGAGGGCUGCUGUGAAUCCUGAGGUGGUUCAUGCAGGACAGCAGCUGCAGGGCCAUGGAGGUUUGCUACAGGCUUCUGUGGGGCAGGUUCCGAAGACACCGCCGAGAGUGCCUCAGCAGAUGCCACAGGCUGGAGCGCAGCAGAGGAUGCCACCACCUACAGGGCAUCAGCAGAUGGCACAUGCCGGAGUGCAGCAGCCUAUGUCGUUGCCUACAGGGUAUCAGCAGAUGCAACAUGCUGGAGGGCAGCAUACUAUGUCACCGCCUGGGGGGCAUCAGCAGAUGAUGCAUGCAUCACGGCAGGAAGUUCAUGGACCAGCUGCUGUGCCACAGCAGAGUGUUGUGCCCAAGAUGCCAGGAAGUAGUGGCAAAGAGGUGCCGACCAUGCAGGUGCCGACCAUGCCACAGCCGAUGAUGCAACCACCGGUACUACCGAUGCCCACCAUGCAGCUGCCGAUGCAGAACCCGACCAUGCUGCCCCCACACCCGGGUGUGGUGCAGCCUACCCAGCCGGGCUCUCUUGUGCCACCGACAAUGUUACCGGGAAUGCAGGUGCCUCCAGCGCUGCCCCAACCGACAAGGAUGGGUCUUGCGAUCGAGGCAGGCUUCUUCUCACUGAAGAACAUGUUGGGAGAUGCAGCACCAGGCAGUGGCCUGCCACCAAGCAUCUUGGAUCAGUAUAUGCAUCUGGUGGAGGAGUGUGCGAAGCUCAAUGCGAAUGCAUCGACAUCUUCGACAGGCAGCCCGAGUCCGCUGACGAAGCAAGCUCCAGAACAGGUGGAGCAAAGUGUGAGCAGAGACCCAGCUUCGAGUGUCGUGAAUGUGGACGAGGCAGAGAAGCAGGCGGACAUCCCCACGACAUCUCCGUCAGAAGACAUGUCUGCAGAAGCAGCUCCCGAGAAGGGAGAUGUUGAGCAGAAGACUUCCCACCAGCCGAAGAUGAACUCGCAGACGCACCCCGAUGCCUGGGGGGCCCUCUACCGCUACUGCAACGGCAGGUCUGCCAAGAACAAAGAUGAGGCCGUGCGGAGCGAGAUACUCGAGAAGUGGAAGCAAGGUGCACUCGUGUGUGUGUCACUUCGUCAGCCAAGUGCUUGA